Messenger RNA from Purpureocillium takamizusanense, 3829 nucleotides. RefSeq lists its product as uncharacterized. The transcript has 2 exons. Lineage: Eukaryota; Fungi; Ascomycota; Sordariomycetes; Hypocreales; Ophiocordycipitaceae. The record is from RefSeq and is a predicted model, not a curated record. The coding region runs from base 1031 to 3028 and encodes 665 amino acids. Gene Ontology annotation, molecular function: flavin adenine dinucleotide binding; [methionine synthase] reductase (NADPH) activity; FMN binding. Gene Ontology annotation, cellular component: cytosol. Gene Ontology annotation, biological process: homocysteine metabolic process.
CCUGCUGCAGUGAGCAACUUGGCAACCUAGCCCAGCGACUGAGACUUCUGGCCAAGUCUUUAUCCCGGCCGUCCGAUCGCGUCCCGGCCCCCUUGACCGAGCCUUUUCUUUUCCGCCGCCUCCCAACGUCCAUUACGGUACUUGCGGCAGGUUGGAAAAAAACACAGACUGGCCUAAAAAUGUCUUGUCUCAUCGCGUCGGGACGCAGAGGCCCAACCGACGCCCAGGCCCCCUCCCUCUUUGCCGAGACGUCUCGUGACCUGGCCAGCACAGCACACAGGCGCAGUGCUGAUUGAGGAACGGGGGCUGCUGUGUCACCAACCUGCCUGCCCUCCCCCUCCUCCGUCCAUCGGCGGCGCCGCCCCCAUCGGCACCCGUCGACACCCCCUUCGGCUGCCAGCCAGCCAGGUGAGACAGGCGCACUGCGCUGAAGCGCCCAGCGUGGCUCGCCCAGCGCAUUUGUUUCGCUUCCUCGUCUCGGCUGAUUGAUAAAGGCCACUUACAGUUUGUCAAAGGCCCUCGAUGGCGUAACCGGCGCCUCGUGAUUUGCUGGCCCCGAUUUUCCCUCCUUUGGUGGGCCGCCUGCAGGCUUGUCAGGAUGCCACAAUCAUUAGCUCACCACAUGCCAGAAUCCUCUAGUGAUCGGAGCCCACCGGAGGCACAUUGACGAGGCGUGCUGGGCCCCCUAAAACCAUCCAUCUCCGUACUACUCCGUACCGUGUACCAGAAACGGAGGGGCGGUCCGUUCGGCCCACGCCCCUUCGGCCACCCCCAGCGCCCACCCAGCCCUUACUCGGCGCCCCGUUCCAGCACCGCUGCGGCCCAAAAGCCCUCGGCUUCCACUUGUUGGUCUUCGCCGCCUCCGACUCGAUUCGCUUGACGCUUCACACUUCACUUUUUAACCUCCCCCCUCUCCCUCCCCAACCGGCACCUCCGCUCAUCCAUUGUCGCCGUUCCUGAUAUCUGGGCUGCUAUCCACGCCUGGUUCGCGAUUGAUGCCCCUUCCUUUUUGAUCGUUGUCAAACUCUGCAUGCAGCGACCGUACCGACAUGCUCAAACGCCCCUAACGAGCCUUCGACACGCGCUUCUCACCCACUUUACGCCUACCCCUCAACAUCCUCAAUUCCAUCCGCUGCCCGCUGUCUCUUCCCACCAAACCACCAUCUAUACGCCCGCGAUGCCGAGUGCGACGCCGGUCCAGGACAUUGUGUCCUCGACCUCGGACUGUAUCCCUGCCGAGCCCAAGGCGCCCUCGAUCGCCCCCUCUCUCACAUAUUCGGACGAGUCCGACGACCAAGAGGAACUCGUCCACGUCGACCAUACACGCCGCCGUCGCGCCUCGACGAGACUGAUUGCCCAGAAUGCUCGUGACAUUCAGCGCAUCACCGGCGAGACGACCGCCGAGUUUGUCGGCCGAUGCUGUGGCGGUGGCUGCUGCUUGAUGGGCAGCUCCCGGCGCACUGGCAUUGACUACGAGCCCGUUCACGAGCCCACAAACGAGGCAUACCAGUCUCUUGGCCUACACAUCAACGAGAUUCCCAUCAAUUUGACAGGCAUAGCGGAGCUGCCCGAGAAGACGGUGUCAUUCAAGUCGAUUCCUCAACCGCGCAGCAUGCCGUCGCCUAGCGACUCCGCCAUAUCCCUCGGCUCCGAGCGUGACUCCACACACGUCACAGGCACGGCGCAGGAUAAGCAAGCAUCGAGGCAUGAUCUGGGCUUCGUCGACACAUCUAUUCAGCCACCACGCUUUGUGCAACCUCAUCCGCCAUACCACGUGUAUCCGGCCCGCAUUCACACCAGCCGCGAGCUGACCAAGGUCGGGGCUGAAAAGCGCACCUACCACUUCGACCUCGACAUUACCGAUUAUCCCGUCGAGGACGGCACCGACUUCAAGGUCGGCGGCGCCAUUGGUGUCAUGGCGCCCAACUGCGACAUUGUAGUCGAUGACGUCUUGGAUGCCCUGAUGGUUCCCCGCUUCCAACGCGACAAGCCCGUCCUGCUCGUGACGAGCAAGGGUCGAUGGCCAACAGUCUGGGGCGACGACCAGCCGCGAGAGUUGGUCACCACCCGGCGAGACUUGCUCACCUGGUGCACGGAUCUGCAGUCCUACCCCCCCACCAAGCCUCUUCUCCGGGUCCUGGCUGAGCACGCCAGCGCAGAGAACGAGAAGAAGAUCCUGACGUUCCUCUGCUCCGCCGAGGGCCAGGGCACUUUUUGCGACUUCCGCACCGGGCCACAUAUGACCAUUUCGCAGCUCCUGCACGCUUUCCCCAGCUCUCAACCUCCCUUGGACGAAUUGCUCUCCUGCCUCCAGCCUCUCAUGCCGCGAUUCUACUCCCUCUCCAAUGACCCCCAUGAGUCAUACCAGAUGCGGGAUCAGAAGCAGCAUCGCCUCAUCGAGAUCGCUGUCACAGUGCACGAGACCAAUGACUGGAAGCGAGGAUGUCGCACCGGCGUGGGCUCAGGGUACUUUGAGCGUCAGGCCCAGCGCUUCCUCAAGGCGCAAAAGGCCGGGCAGAAGAACCCCGAGUUCUACAUUCCCAUGUUCAAGGGGCUCAUGGCGAACCCUCUGGCCACGCAGUUCAACUCGGAGGGGCCGAUGCUCCUCAUUGGCGCCGGUGUGGGGAUCGCCCCCUUCCGAGGCUUCGUCCAGCGCCGGCUGAAGCAGGCCAACUGCGCCAACAAGGUUUGGGUUCUUCAGGGCGUUCGCGACUCGCUGCUGGACGAGAUUUACAGCGGCGAGUGGGGCGUGCACGAGGACGAGGUCAAGCGUGUCGUGCAGAGUCGCCGCGGCGAGGGCCGGUAUGUGCAGGAAGAAGUCCGCAACCAAGCAGACCUUGUUUGGUACAUCAUCAACGCCGUCGACGGCCGCGUCUUCGUCUGCGGUAGUUCCAAGGGCAUGGGCGAGGGCGUCGAGGAGGCGCUCAUCGACGUGGCCACUGCCAAGGGCAACCUCGAGCGUGAGGAGGCUCGCAACUUCUGGCAGCUGAAGAAGGAGGCGGGACAGUACAUUGCAGAGACUUGGUAAUGCGGCUGCCCGCCGCACAGCAUUUAUCACGGAUUCUUCCACCUCGGAGGUUGUAUCAGCGGUUUCACUGGGGCACAGCACGCCGAUUCUGCUGGGCAUGUUAUGGUAUUGGGACAGAGACAUCACGCAUGUUAGAAAACACGGGCGCAAGCAUUGGCUCGAAGACAUUACGGGAGUUUCAGGGUACGGAGUCAAUUGGUUGCCAUUUCUGGACGAAUGGAUGGUACAGCAACGUCUGGCGGACUUUUAUCGUCGCGGAGAGUGUGCGGGGGCAGCCGCGAACAUGUCUGGCGUCAAGGCACCGCGCCUUUGUUUCCCAACACGCGAGGGGAUUGUUGGAGGAAGAGAAGGAGGAGCAACAAGUCGAUAGCAAAUGCUCAGCAGUUGUCGAGAUAUCACCGGUUGACGUUCAUUUGCGUGCCCGACUUUGGCGGAACGAUGCUUGACGACAUAGUGGUGCCAGAUGCCGCUACGCCCGCCAUGGAUGGGACGGGCCUGUGAUUGUUCAACGUGGCAAAGGGCGCCUAAUGCAGGAGCAGAGUCCCUUGGCCGAUGUCAACAUCUGGUCCAUGACGUCCCUGAACCGGGAUCCCCGUACCAUUUCGUAUAUGUAUGCCGGCGCACGCGCGGUUGGGUGUGCGGACCCGAGGCUUCACUGGCUCCCCUCAUCAUCGCGGCGCCGGGAAGGGGGUGUGGGACCCUGGGAGGCGUCUCCUGCAGCGGUGCGGCGGGGGAACAACCAUGUCUAUUCCCAGCACGAAAAGAUGCCGGACGGGGCCAUUCCGAGGGGGUGAAUCCCGG